Messenger RNA from Esox lucius (northern pike), 2303 nucleotides. It is a transcript of the gene glra4b, whose product is annotated as glycine receptor, alpha 4b. Bases 325 to 1686 code for a protein of 453 amino acids. The record is from RefSeq and is a predicted model, not a curated record. Lineage: Eukaryota; Metazoa; Chordata; Actinopteri; Esociformes; Esocidae. Gene Ontology annotation, biological process: chloride transmembrane transport; signal transduction; regulation of membrane potential. Gene Ontology annotation, cellular component: plasma membrane; neuron projection; synapse. The transcript is spliced from 11 exons. Gene Ontology annotation, molecular function: chloride channel activity; transmitter-gated monoatomic ion channel activity; transmembrane signaling receptor activity.
UUAUACCUGCAGAGUGUGGGAGGCUCAGAGGGCUCCAGAAGGAUUUUUCUGGAUAGUAGAGCAACACCAUGGUUUUCUGCUUAGGUUUGCUGACUCUUCACUGAGUUCCUGAAUUCCUCUUAAUACUUCAUCCAUUUUAAUUUUAUGCACAGAGCUUUAACCAGAGAAUGCUUUCACUAGUCCUGUGGAUGGCAUGGGUCAGUGCUGUCUGCUUUCUACAAAGCAGGCCUGGGUCCUGUAAGGAGAUUAAACUACCUGGCAGAGUAGGGAAGCCCCCUUCCCCAUCUGACUUUCUGGAUAAACUUAUGGGAAGGACAUCUGGGUAUGAUGCCCGCAUUAGACCCAAUUUCAAAGGGUCCCAUCUCGUCAUAUAUAUUUCAUAUGCUCCACAUCACUGAAAGAUGCCAGUGCAUUCAGGGUCCUCCUGUGAAUGUCACCAUUAACCUCUUCAUCAACAGCUUUGGCUCUGUCACAGAAACCACCAUGGAUUAUCGGCUCAACGUGUUCCUACGUCAACAAUGGAAUGACCCACGGCUGGCCUAUAAAGAGUACCCUGAUGACUCCCUGGACCUCGAUCCCUCCAUGCUGGACUCCAUCUGGAAACCAGACCUUUUCUUUGCCAAUGAAAAGGGGGCAAACUUUCACGAAGUCACUACAGACAACAAACUGCUCCGCAUAUUCCAAAAUGGGAAUGUCCUCUACAGUAUCAGGUUAACUCUGAUUCUGUCCUGCCCCAUGGAUCUGAUGAACUUCCCUAUGGAUAUUCAAACAUGCUCUAUGCAGCUGGAAAGCUUUGGCUACACCAUGAAUGACCUGUGCUUCCAGUGGCUGGACAUUGGUCCUGUCCAGGUUGCGGAUGACCUGAUGCUUCCUCAGUUUGUGUUGAAAGAGGAGAAAGACUUGGGUUACUGCACAAAGCACUACAACACAGGUAAAUUUGCAUGCAUCGAGGUAAAGUUCCAUCUGGAGAGACAGAUGGGUUACUACCUGAUCCAGAUGUACAUCCCCAGCCUGCUUACUGUCAUCCUCUCCUGGGUCUCCUUCUGGAUUAACAUGGAUGCCGCCCCGGCAAGAGUAGGACUUGGUAUCACCACAGUUCUCACUAUGACAACCCAAAGCUCUGGGUCCAGAGCAUCUCUGCCUAAGGUGUCUUAUGUAAAGGCUAUCGAUAUUUGGAUGGCUGUGUGUCUUCUUUUUGUCUUUGCUGCACUCUUGGAGUAUGCAGCAGUAAACUUUGUCUCACGGCAACACAAAGAAUUCUUCAGAUUGAGGAAAAAGAUCAAAGAACAACAGCGGCAGAGAACUCAGGGAAGUGGAAGUAGUGAGAGCAGUAAAGUGAAAGGUAACAACAUACCAGGCAACAACUCUUCCCAGGGGACCAUGACCGGUCCUCAGCAGUGCAGUGUUUGUGCCAGGGAGCAAGAGCUGGUGGAGCAGAGCCAGGCAUAUUUUCUCCAUAGUUACGGUGUAGCGGGUGAUGCGCCACCGGAGAUGGACGCCCCAAUCUUUCAGGCCUUACCCACUGGAUUCCCGCUGUACGACAUCCGCAGGCGGUUUGUGGACCGGGCAAAAAGGAUCGACACCAUAUCCAGGGCUGUGUUCCCUCUGAGUUUCCUAUGCUUUAAUGUUUUCUAUUGGCUUACCUACAAAGUGUUACGAAAUGAAGCAAUCCAAGCUACUCUGUGACAACCACCAUCUGAGGACUGAAUUGCUACACUAGAAACAGAUAGCAAGUUGAAUCUAGUCUUCCACAGAACACUUAUGUCAGAAAUCCAGCAGCUGUGCCCAUUGAAGAAUAUAACUGCAUGAUCAGUUACAUUUUUCAUGAAAGUAACCUAAUCAGAAUAGUUUGUUUUUUUACAGUCCCAAUGGAAUGCACUGAUGUAGUAGUCCUUCAUGCACUAUGGAUACUGUACUUUUAAUGGCACCCCCAUGAAGAGAUAAUAGCCCAGUUGAGAAAUGGAAGCAGGACUGCAUGGGACGUGGACAUAAUGCAAAUGGUUUAAGAUAUUUUAGAAGUGUAUUUCUUUAAUAUUUGUGGAUUGAAAAUAUAUAUUUUUUCAUUUGGUAAGUCAGUAAAAGUGAACGCUGGACAUAGAACUGUCUAAUUGAGUCCUUCGUUGUCAUAUUGGGCCAAUUAGUUCUGUCUUGACUGAUUUCAAGUUAUUUACGCACCAUGUCUUGGAUGUUUUUCAAAUAAUCAAAUAAACAGUGCAAAAUGAAUCUUUUUAAUAUAAAUAUUACUGCUGUCACUACCAAUUUAUUCAUGUCAUGCUACUGAACGUGCUUCCAUCCUUUAAUUU